AAACACAGUGCGUGAACAGUCUCACUUGGGAUUCCUAUUGGAAUAGCUGUUUUUUAUAUACUCAAUUACAUUCUCAUCAGAUUAUAUCGAACGUUAUCUUAUCAUUUCUUAACGGUAGUUUUUCAUCCGUAAACGUUCGUCUGUAAGAACAAAAAAAAAACCGGCAUGAUUUCCGCCCGGGCCUUGCACUAUGUCUUCAAAAUCGGAAACCGUGCUAAAAAUGCACACUUUUUCCGUGAAAUUCUUGGAAUGAAGGUGUUGCGGCACGAGGAAUUUACCCAGGGCUGUGACGCCGCUUGCAAUGGCCCCUACGACAACCGAUGGAGUAAAACCAUGAUCGGCUACGGCCCGGAAUCCGACCACUUUGUAAUCGAGCUGACCUACAACUACGGUGUCAAGGAGUACACCCUGGGAAACGAUUUCGGUGGCAUCACUAUCCAGUCGACUGAAGUGAUCGAACGAGCGACGAAGCAGAACUAUCCGAUGGUAAAGGAAGAUGAACAUUUUCUGCUGGUAUCUCCCGAUGGGUACAAAUUUUUCGUCAUCAACGAAAACGUCGGAUCGGGUCAAGGUGCGGAUCCGGUGCAAAAAGUUACGCUGAACUGUACCGAUUUGGAGCGAUCCAUUCAAUACUGGCACGGGGAAUUGCAAAUGAAGCAGCUUGUCAAAAAUGAACGUUCGGUGCAGUUGGCUUAUCAGGAGAACGGGUUUGUGUUGGAAUUAAAGAGAAUACAAGCUCCGCUGGAUCGUGCUAAGGCUUACGGCAGAAUUGCCUUCGCCGUUCCACUAGAUUUGCAACCGAUAAUUGACGAAACGAUUAAAAAAUCGAAAAAUACGAUUUUAACGCCACUAAUCUCUUUGGAUACUCCCGGAAAGGCUACCGUUCGUGUUAUUAUUUUGGCCGAUCCGGACGGGCAUGAAAUUUGCUUCGUGGAUGAAGAGGGAUUUACCGAGCUGUCCCAGGUUGAUCCGGCCAGCGACGGUCAGUUGGACAAGUACAUCAAAAAAGACCCAUUCCAAGAGUAAUAAAAGUUAAUUUGUUUUAAUACCUGUUAAAUUAAACUGUGCUUAGUCUCAGUC
This is a messenger RNA of Topomyia yanbarensis, 1080 nucleotides long. Its product is annotated as glyoxalase domain-containing protein 4. The transcript is spliced from 3 exons. The coding region runs from base 166 to 1026 and encodes 286 amino acids. Lineage: Eukaryota; Metazoa; Arthropoda; Insecta; Diptera; Culicidae. The record is from RefSeq and is a predicted model, not a curated record.